This is a messenger RNA of Xyrauchen texanus (razorback sucker), 1170 nucleotides long. Its product is annotated as mucin-2-like. NCBI's taxonomy places the organism in Eukaryota, Metazoa, Chordata, Actinopteri, Cypriniformes, Catostomidae. The transcript has 2 exons. The record is from RefSeq and is a predicted model, not a curated record. Bases 1 to 1170 code for a protein of 389 amino acids.
AUGCCCAGCAGUCGCAGUCCCCUCAACCUGGCUCAAUAUAUCGACCUCGCCCUACAGAUCACUGGUUCCACGUUCACUGUGGGGGAGGCGGAUGCCGAGCCAGAGUUCCAUGUCAUGGCCGCCGCCGAGCCAGAUUUUCACGUUAUGGCCGCCACCGAGCCAGAGUUUCACAUCAUGGCUGCCAAGCCAGCAUCCCAUGACAUUACCAAUGAGCCCAUGCCUCCCAUGGCCAACGAGUCAACGACCAUGUCUGCCACGGCCAACGAGUCAACAUUACCAGCCUCGUCUGUCCCCGUGCCUGCACUACCAACUUCAUCCUCAUGGAGGAGGAGGAGGAGGAGAAGGGAUUUCGUCUCUGAGUCUCAGUCCAUGCCUGUGACCACAGAGGUCACUCCCGAGACUCUACCCAUGACCACGCCCACAGAGGUUGCUCCCGAUACUCUACCCAUGCCCACGACCACAGGGACCAUCCCAGAGUCUCUGCCCAUGUACACGACCACGGAGGUCGUUUCCCAGAUAUCCACAGAUCCACCUUCCACGACCUUGCCCCAUGACAGCCACGCCAGAGUCAGCCAGCUCCAGGCCACGUCGCAGCCACGCCAGAGUCAGCCGGCUCCAGGCCACGUCGCAGCCACGCCAGAGUCAGCCGGCUCCAGGCCACGUCGCAGCCACGCCAGAGUCAGCCGGCUCCAGGCCACGUCGCAGCCACGCCAGAGUCAGCCGGCUCCAGGCCACGCCGCAGCCACGCCAGAGUCAGCCGGCUCCAGGCCACGUCGCAGCCACGCCAGAGUCAGCCGGCUCCAGGCCACGUCGCAGCCACGCCAGAGUCAGCCGGCUCCAGGCCACGUCGCAGCCACGCCAGAGUCAGCCGGCUCCAGGCCAUGUCGCAGCCACGCCAGAGUCAGCCGGCUCCAGGCCACGUCGCAGCGUACGCCAGAGUCAGCCGGCUCCAGGCCACGUCGCAGCCACGCCAGAGUCAGCUGGCUCCAGGCCACGUCACAGCCACGCCAGAGUCAGCCGGCUCCAGGCCAUGUCGCAGCCACGCCAGAGUCAGCCGGCUCCAGGCCAUGUCGCAGCCACGCCAGAGUCAGCCUGCUCCAGGCCACGUCACAGCCACCCCUCAGCCUGCUCCAUGCCACGUCACAGCCACAGAUCAUGUUGAGGGAAUGA